GUCCUCUAUCUGGAGCAGCUGAUACUGAAGCACAGGGUGCACCUGUCGGCUCUCAAGGUGAAAGAAACGAGCGAGGGUCUCUACUUCUUCUUUGCUCAGAAACAAGAGGCAAGGAAACUGGUGGACUUUCUGCAGACUGUUGUUCCAUGUCGGUAUAAGACGUCCCAGGAGCUCGUGUCACAUGACAUUCACAGCAAUACAUUCCAAUACAAGCACACCUUCAGCGUGGAGCUGGUGCCCGUCUGUAAGAACGAGGUGGUGUGUCUCCCUCUCUCACUGGCUCGCUCUCUAGGUCACAUGACACAGGUGGUCAUAUGUACCAGAGUCACCACCUCACUACACCUCACUGACCCACAGUCCCUGCAAGUGGCGGAGUUGUCCAGCAGUGUCUACUCCGUUCUCUAGUCUCUGUAACCAUCAGCAACUGACCGAGUUCUACGUUCUUCACAUCGAGAAGGCCACACCCCCUGGUUCUCAUGGCAACAGCUCCGCCAACCACAGUCACAAGUGUGUCCUGAGUGAUGUGUGGGUGGUGCCAGUGAGUGAACUGGGGACUAGUGACAGACAGAUACACUGCAGGUCUCAUCUCGGACAUCUCCUCCAUGACGGAGACUGCGUGUGGGGGUGAGGGAGAGAGGGAUAGCGGCUUUUUUUACCACACUAUAAAUAUUUUUGCGGGAACGAAAGAAGGAGUGCUAGUGUUUGCACUGGGUGUAAUGCCUCAGAAGAUAUCAAGCCAAACGUGAAGUGAGUCGUCAUCAAUGGCAGUAAAUUCAGAGAACCCUUGCAUGUAGUCAGAGGAGGAACCGUGACUACUG
Geodia barretti is the source of this 818-nucleotide messenger RNA. The record is from the annotation of a GenBank genome assembly. NCBI's taxonomy places the organism in Eukaryota, Metazoa, Porifera, Demospongiae, Tetractinellida, Geodiidae.